Messenger RNA from Lampris incognitus (smalleye Pacific opah), 2470 nucleotides. It is a transcript of the gene tmprss13a, whose product is annotated as transmembrane serine protease 13a. The transcript is spliced from 13 exons. Gene Ontology annotation, molecular function: serine-type endopeptidase activity. Gene Ontology annotation, cellular component: membrane. Bases 171 to 1673 code for a protein of 500 amino acids. Gene Ontology annotation, biological process: proteolysis. The record is from RefSeq and is a predicted model, not a curated record. Lineage: Eukaryota; Metazoa; Chordata; Actinopteri; Lampriformes; Lampridae.
GGAGAAAUACAAGGCAGAGAGGAAGGGAGAAGAGAAGAAAAGGGAGAGGUGUUGAAUGUGGCGACUGCAUGGUGUAACCCGUGUCCAGGGGCUGAGUGAGUGGGUGGAUGUAAAACGCUCCUCCCACCUGCUCUCACCUCCACUCUCCUCACUGUGCCCCCCUGAGUCCGAUGGCAAAGCAUGACCCGAACGAUGCCCCUCCUCCAUACUAUUCUGUUGCAGUGCAUACUCAGCCCCCCCUCAAACCCUGUGAGGAGGUGGUGGUGUAUGGAGGGGGUACUGGUGUGAACCUCCCAAAUCAGCUGCAGUACAUCCCCCAGUAUGCUCCAAGUGUGGGAAUUCCUCCCAUCACACAGCCGAGCAUACCUCCCAGCAGUAAAAAGAAGAGAUGCUAUGGGGGUAGGACCCAGUGUUAUGGAGGGUCAGGGGCCACGGUGCUGCUGCUCAUUCUACUGGCACUGGCCAUCUGGCUUGGAGUACGAUAUGGUGCCAGGUUGGCAACAACAGCCAUCCUUUAUGAUGCCAGUGACAAUGAUGGUGACGGGAGAGAUGAAAUCCAAUCUAAUGUGCCAAGAUAUGACACCUGCUCCAACACUACUGUCCAGUGUGACGCCAUGAAAGACUGCCAACUGGGUACCGACGAAACCAACUGUGUGAGGUUCAGCGGGGAUGGUUCUCUGCAGGUCAGGACAUCUCAGGAUGGCCGCUUCCUUCCGGUGUGUUACCACGGCUGGGACCAGAGCUACGCCGACCAAACCUGUGCUCAGCUAGGCUUCAGGAAGUCCUAUGACACCAGAGAAGUUAAUUCUCAGCCAUCCAUUGGUCUCACGUUGACCAGCAGGUCCUCUUUACCUAUUCAGGGUCGUGUCAAUAUCAGCUCUUCCUGUCCAGACCAGAAGACCGUCUCCCUGCAUUGUGUGGACUGUGGUCGGCAGCAGUCUACCUCCAGGAUCAUAGGGGGCAGUGUCGCCAAGCUGGGCCAGUGGCCCUGGCAGCUAUCGCUCCACUAUCAAGGCUUCCACACCUGUGGAGGGGUGCUGAUUUCUCCUGACUUCGUGAUUACAGCUGCCCACUGCUUCCCAAGGUCUACUCCUUCAGCUAUGAAUUCUGGGUACUGGCGUGUGUAUGGGGGCGUGGUUUCUCAAGAUAAACUCCCUAAGCCCUACCUGCUGGAGAAGAUCCUCCUCAACGAGAACUACAACAACAAGACCAAUGACUGGGACAUUGCGCUUCUUAAACUGAUGGCACCUGUCGAUUUCAAUGAGUUAAUCCAACCAGCCUGUCUCCCAGCCUUUGACCAGAGCUUCUCUGCUGGGACCAGAUGCUGGACCUCAGGUUUUGGCACCACCAAAGAAGGAGCAGCCAGUGGCUCCAGUGAGCUGAUGGAGGUGACUGUGAACAUCAUUGAUGUGCGUGUGUGUAACAGCAGCUUGGUGUAUGACGGUUCUGUGUCCAAAAACAUGAUGUGUGCAGGGGACCUAAAUGGAGGCAAGGACUCGUGUCAGGGUGACAGUGGAGGUCCUCUGGUCUGUCAAGACAAUAACCGCUGGUACCUGGUGGGCGUCACUAGCUGGGGGGCUGGCUGUGGUAGGAGGCACCAGCCUGGGGUUUACACCAAGGUCACCAGCGUACUGUCAUGGAUCUACAGCAAGAUGCAGCAAGAGAGGCCGUGAUGCCCCAUUUCUUGUUUUUUUUGUUUGUUUGUUUUUUUGGCAUCCGAACCUGCUUUCUUCAAAAGACCGCUGGCGGCCUGCUUUCUCCCUUUCCCGGUGAACCCUGCACUAUGAAGUCAUCUCAGACGGACGGAUUGAUGCGCAGACAGAGAAACAGACAGAUGGAGAAGUGGUUUAAUGUUGGCUUGGAGACAUAGCAGGAAGGCAACAUGCACUUUAACACAGCGCUGCUGUUAUAUGGUGCUGCACCACUAUGCUAAUUCUGCUAUAAUUACAUGGGAUGUCAUGUCGACUUUCAACCCAGCUUUUAUGAGUAUUACACGACUUUGAUUUGAAUCUCUACACUAACACCGGUGUUGCAUUCGUGAAUGAUUUUACGGUUCCGUCUCUUUGUCUACAAGAGCAAGGACAUUUAAAGAUGGCUGGGCCCUCUCCUUUCUUUCUUAAUGCCAAUUAAAUUAUGUCUACUCUUGUGAUACCUUUGAUUUUGAUUUUGAGUCAAUCUGAUAACCAGACUACAUGACUAAUUUUAUUUGUGCAGCUGUUUUUUCUUCUCAGUCACAUAAACCAAGGUACAUUAUGAAUGUUGACUGUUGUUCCCUUUAUGAACAAUGAAUAAAUUGUAAGGUUUAAUUGCAAAUCUAUAAGCUACUAUGGAGCCAUUUCUACCCAACAAUGCUCCCCUUUGUGUACACCUAACAUAACAUUCACCCAGUCUCAUAAAUGUACGGUAAUGUACUUGUUAACACCAGUAAAACACCGGUUUGGAUUGUUUCUUGCUACAUAUUCUUAUCCGU